Messenger RNA from Penicillium daleae, 789 nucleotides. RefSeq lists its product as uncharacterized. Lineage: Eukaryota; Fungi; Ascomycota; Eurotiomycetes; Eurotiales; Aspergillaceae. The coding region runs from base 1 to 789 and encodes 262 amino acids. The record is from RefSeq and is a predicted model, not a curated record. The transcript has a single exon.
AUGUUAAUUUCUUGCCCAGCCAAGGACUUCGAAUAUACUACACCCGUUAUCACAGUCCAAGAGGAGAGCUUGAAGCACACACCCUUUCUCGCUUCAAGGGCUUUUCACUAUCUCGCGGGCCCCGAGCAUCUUAAGGCCCGAGUAUCCAAGCUUCUUGCUCUGAGAGCCGAGGCAGGCAUUCAUGAACGGCCUUUGAUAAUUUGGGAACCAGCUCCUCUUUUAUGCCGACCAGAAAACCUCGACGCAUGUCUCGAAGCUGCAGCCUCGGUGGACGUCUUUUCUCCAAACCAUCUAGAACUGGCCAAGCUUUUCUCGAAAUCUCAUUCAGAUGUGAUCGACAAGAAAAAGAUUGAGGACUUCGCGUCCAAAUGUGUGGAUCGAGGAGUCGGUCCAGACAGUAACGCCACGGUGAUCGUGCGUGCUGGCGAGAAUGGGUGUUUCAUCAGCAAUAGGAAUAAUCUUUCCACAUGGCUUGACCCGUUCUAUACCAUGAUGCCAGGAGAGGAGCCGAAUUCGAAGAUUGUCGAUCCCACCGGAGCAGGAAAUGCGUUCCUCGGGUCGUAUGCUGUAGGAUAUCUCAAGACAGGAAGUGUUACCAAGGCGGCUUGCUACGGCUCAGUUGGUGCAUCUUUUGCACUCGAGCAAGUUGGGAUCCCACGAGUAAGUGUUCAGUUAAACGAGGAGCUGUGGAAUAAUGCCAGUGUCCUGUCCAGGUUGCAGGAAUACAUGGCGCGCCAGAAUUGGAACAGUCGAGGCGAUCAACCUGAGAGCACUGAAUCUAAACCAUAG